Molecule: messenger RNA, 5639 nt
Organism: Hylaeus anthracinus
Lineage: Eukaryota; Metazoa; Arthropoda; Insecta; Hymenoptera; Colletidae
Gene: chm
Product: histone acetyltransferase KAT7
Exons: 13
Coding region: 227-2971 (914 amino acids)
Biological process (GO): regulation of DNA-templated transcription
Cellular component (GO): nucleus
Molecular function (GO): zinc ion binding; histone acetyltransferase activity
Source: RefSeq, a predicted model, not a curated record
UCUACUCUUUAUACAGAGUGUACCAAAGUGCAUGAAUUAUUUGUCUUUAUACCAUAAAUAUGGUUGUAAGACAGAACGUAGUUUAAAAUGGAAGGUUUGUUACUUAUAGUAAACUGACUGCUGUAAAUGAUUUCGUUAAUACUUAUGCCUUGGAAAAUCAUUGAAAUUAACGCAGAAAUGAUGCUAAACAAUAUUAGCUCUUCGCUUAAGAGAUAGCACCGUGGAAAUGACUCCAAAACGGAAGACCACCAGCUCGGAGUCUACUUCGACAACUAGUUGUGGUUCCUCGUCCAGCAAUUCCUCAAGCUCGGGUAGCGAAUCUAGUUCAUCGGAUUCAGAAAGCUCCAGUAGCUCUGCCAAUAGUCAAAAAGCAUCCGAUACAGAACGAACAAAGAAGAAAACACAGUUUCCCUCUGGUCAUCAUGGCAAAACUAAAGCCGACGCAGUUCCGGUUCCUUCUUCAGAGAAUAAAAGUAAAGAAAAAGUACCAUCCAAAUCUAGAUCUGUGGAAUAUUCUUCAGAAUCUGAGGAAUCACCCAGUAAAGCAAAGUCAGCAAAGAGAAAACCACCAGCUAAACCUAAAGCUACUGCCACAGUAGCCCCUGUUGUUAAACAGCAAAGGCCACCUGCUAAAUCAGCAGCUACACCUGGCCAGCAGAAAAAUACACCGAAUUCUAAACCUAUCGGUAACAAGCCAAAUAAACCUACUGCUUCUACAAGUACAAACGGGAAAAGUCUAGAUAAAUCUACAAAAACGACGUCGGAGCCUGUACAAAAGAAAUUUAAGAAAAAAAGCAUAUUCAGUCCAGAGAAUAGUAGCGAAAGCGAUAGCAGCAUUCCAGUUAAGACUAAUGCACCAAAACCAGUAAACACUUGUGCAAAAUAUAUAAAGAAUCCACAGCCCAAAAUAAAAUCAAACGAUGCAAAACAAAAGGCUACUACUUCGAGCAGAUCUAGUUUAUUGGCGAAAUCUGCACAGCCACAAAAGUCUGACAGCUCUGCGAGUUCUAAAAGUUGUUCAGCAGCAUCAGGUUCCUCUGGCUCCUCAAAUAGCAGCACUGAUUCCGAAUCAUCGGAAAGUGUAGCGAGUCCACAGCCUCGAACGAAGAAAAAAGACACUCAGCAAAGUGCACCAGUAAACGCUAUGACCAAUGUUCCACCGAAGCGACCAUCCGCGACAGUUGCACCUGUAAAGCCACAGAAAUGUACAAAACGACAAAGUACUGUAAAAAGUGAGGACGAGGCCGACGCGUCUGCAAGCGAAAAAGAAAUGGACGAGCACGAAGAGAUGACUGGUGCUUCGAAAGCAACGACCAAAGGCAAACGGAAACUGCAAACACGAAAAGGGAGCAAAUUACUUCAGCUUCAAACAAAGACAGCCAGUGAUUCGGAAUCCGACGCAGUAUGGUUCUCAGGUACGGAAUCGGUAGCGUGUAAGCGUAUCCUGCAAAUUCCGCUGAUCCGGUGUGAUUUAUCGAGAGUAGCCGAGAGCAAGAGGAGCACGAGCAAAUCGCCUGUUAAACGUGCUGGACCUAGCACCGCCGCCAGACACGCUUCCGGCGUGAACAGGGUACCGCAAAACAGUGCCAUCUCCAACGCUACAGGUGGAAGAUCAAGCCAGGGGAAUUAUAGUCGUGUACGCGUGAGCAAGGAAAGAGAAUGCCCGCUAGCGCCGACGUGCGACUCUCGAGGUCAUCUCUCUGGGAAACUCGAGUCACAUUUCACCUUGGAGGGCUGUCCCUUGUAUCACAACACGACGCCACAAGCUUGCGUGGAGUUCUACAAGGAAAGGAAAAAGCGUGAGGAGGAACGGAAGAAGGCUGUAGCCUCGCUGGCUAAAAAGUCUCCAAAGGGAGUGCACCAGACAUCAGAGCAGCGCAACUAUCAACUGAAAGUAAGAGACUCGAGGACCAAAUGGAAAGGAAGCACGGUCGAUGGGAACGAAAGCGACAGCGGUAGCGAGCUCCAAGGAAACGAGAAAGACCGACAACCGCGGCUGACGAAUCUCACGCCGGAUUACGAUCUGAAAUUAUUUAUGGAGGCACAAGCAAUCGCCAGUGAGAAGAUUGAGAAGGAACUGAAGGAAUUGGAGUACGACGGCGAGGGCAGGAACGGUGGCGGCACCAGGGUCAUCGAAAUGGGCAAAUGGGAGAUGGAGGUGUGGUACCAGAGCCCGUAUCCCGAGGAGUUUAGUCGAGCUCCUAAGCUUUAUUUAUGCGAGUACUGUUUGCGGUACGCCAAGAGUCGUCAAGUGCUGAGGAGGCAUCGAGAGAAAUGUUUGUGGAGGCAUCCACCUGGACACGAAGUAUACAGGAAAGACAAGAUAGGCGUAUGGGAAGUCGACGGGAAGCGUUACAAGCAGUACUGCCAAAACCUCUGUCUACUAGCCAAGUUCUUCUUGGACCACAAAACGCUCUACUACGACGUCGAGCCUUUCCUCUUCUACGUGAUGACGAUUGGUGACUCCGAAGGAUGUCACACGGUCGGCUACUUCAGCAAGGAAAAGAACUCUUUCCUCAAUUACAACGUAUCCUGUAUUCUGACGCUACCGCCUUAUCAACGUCAGGGUUACGGCCGGCUCCUCAUCGAUUUCAGCUACUUAUUGACCAGGGUCGAGAAAAAGAUUGGCUCGCCCGAGAAGCCUUUAUCUGAUCUGGGCUUGAUCUCGUAUCGCAGCUACUGGAAGGACGUUUUGCUGCAGUACCUCUGCAACUUUGGGGGCAAGGAACUCUCCGUUAAAGACAUCAGCAAAGAGAUGGCCAUCGACUCGUACGACAUAGUCAGCACCCUGCAGGCCCUCGGUAUGAUGAAGUACUGGAAGGGCAAGCAUAUCAUCUUAAAGAAACAGGACGUGAUCGACGACUACAAAGAGAGGGUGAAGAGACGGGGACCCGUCUACAAAGAGAUCGAUCCGGAGUGUCUGAAAUGGAACCCCUUCCAGCCUCCCAAGACGCCCUCCACCACAAACUAAGGUUCGCUGCAAGCAGGAGCUCAGAGUGACGCCGACGUCGGCCUUCCCCUUCUCUGUUGAUUGUCGACCGAGGGCGGUGGUCGAUCUCUUUCUUCGUUGCCGUCGACUUCGCCUUUCCUCUCCACCCCACCCCUCCCGUUGCUUUGCCCUGCCCGCCUCCUUUUUCCUCCUCCCCCGCAGUAGUUCCUCGCGACGGUUCCGUUCGACCGUCUCUCGCCUUUUGCGAGACUGGCCGAGGAAGCUCGCGAGCCGCGCAGAUUUCACGCCCGUAACGAUCCGUAAAACGCGUGAAAACCCCUUGGAACAAUUCCUCUGAGACCUCUCUCGUGACCUCUGUCCAGAGGAGACCAGAGAAGCCAGUUGAUCCCGGCGACGCCGACAGCGUCUCUGAUUCGCUAGAAUCAACUGGUCGCGUUCCUUUGACACUCGAGAAGAACGAAUCCAAUCGUGAUAGAUGCAAGAGUAAAGGGCUGAAAGCUACAAUCACUCGAGUCCUUAUCGAAACAAAUUUUGAAUAGAACAGUACUUUUUAUUACUUCUACCUGGGAAACCCUGGAAUUUUCUCUUGUUUACACCCUACAAUUCUUAUAGAUCCGUCACUGGAUUUACUUCACUUUUUCUCGAGUGACCGUUUUCCCGAACGUUUUAUCGACUUUCUCCGGUUAUAUCGUCGCGUCGAAAAUGUGCAAGGAACUCUGAAAUAUGUCGCGCUGCAGUCGCGUUGCACAGGACACGCGAAAGAGCAAGAGAUACGCUAUUGAUCGUGCUAAGUAGCUAGCUAAAGCGAGGUGUACGGUUCGCUUUGAAACGGAGAAAUUCAAGCCCUACAACACAGACUGUGCGUCGAAGCUGCUCGAACGAUGUGAAAAUAACUCUCGAUAGCCGUCGAGAGUCAAGGUUGAACAGAAUCAAUUUAAACGCUCGCGACACGCGCCGAUCGACGACCAUUCGAUAAACGUUUGAAAACGUCGACAAUGGGCUUCUGCGAAUGCCUCGUGCGGUUUCGCGAGCGAUCGUCGACGCGUACUACAUUCCGUUAAUCUCUCAAGGGACGAAUUUCAAAUGGAUUUGUUUUUUCUACCAAAGCAAUCUUUGUCUCUGAAUCGAUUUUGUCACAUACCCUUUAAUAUUUUAUUUUAUUUUAUUUUACUUAUUUCUAGCAGGUAUCGAGUAAUUUGUAUAACAAGUCAAACGUACCCAUGUGUGUCAAUUCCCUCGAGAGGUUAAGUCAGGUUAUGUCGCAUACCGAUGCUGCGACGCGUGCCGUUGGUAUCGCUCGACCGCUCGAUGCGUCCCUUUCCCAAACUUUAUUUCACAAACACUUUUCACCUUAACAAUCUACAACAUUUAUAUUCUUUUACGGUCAUUUACAUUUUGUUAACAUGAGAAAUAAACAGACGAGACACAUUUCUAACGACAUUACUUUGUGAUCAUCCAUAACCUUAAAAUGCGAUUCAAGUACACGUUACUCUACUUAAACGUUACUUUACUUUUUACGUUUUGGGAGACGCUGCCUGAUCACGUUAACCGUCGAGCGUUUCGUGUACGUAUUCGUCGACUAGACGAUUUUAAUCGAUUUUUCAACCAAGAAUACUGUUAUUUAGUUUUAUUGACUUUAUUUAUGUAUUUGCAAUCAUUGUCGGCAGAGAGAAGCGUUAACCCUUCGCGGACGGCCAUUUUGGAUUGCAAACGUUGGAGAGACGCUCAGAAAUGGCUAACAAUUAUUUUAUUUAAUGUAUAAAUUGUACUUUAAUUUAACGGAUUGCUACGUAGAUUUUAAGGAAAUCGAUGUUUGUUAACUUAUAACGACGGCUUUGUAAAGAAUUGAUCGUUGUGCGUCUAAAACGAUGAGAAUAUGAGAUUGUGUAGAAAGAUUGACAAAAUCUUAUUAGAAUAAUAGAUAGCAAAUUAUCAUGUAAUUGUCCGAUUCGAUAAGAAACGUGUUUUGUCAAUCUUAGUAGACACCGUCCGCAAAGGGUUAAAAGAGUUGCCCUUGAAAGGUCGCACGUAGCGGACACAAGUCUUAAGUAUGUUUGUAUUGUACCUUGAGUACGUGGGAAUGUAGCUUCAACGCGUUCACUGUCCGAAUCUAAUGCUCGAAUACUACUAAACAGGCCCUGUCCACGGGCCAGCACACAUGUCUAGGAGCUUCCCCCACUCUCCUGCGACUGCGCAGAUACAUGCGUGGAGUGGUUCCACUUGUCGACAGGACUGUAUUAUAGAACCUCCGAAAAACUAACAUUUUUAUAGCAAUCAAAUAUUCCAUCUUCUUUGAUAGACACUAGACGUAACUGUCCCUGUAAGAUAGCUACGUUUCUUCAUUCUGCAAACAUUUACAAAUUAAUCGUAUGGAUAUUACUUAUCGAAUAUUCGAUGCACGCACUCCUGAUUCAAACCACGAACCUUUUACAAUUUUUUUUAUCACAUCUUGUGCUUUUAUGCAAAUACGGUCCUGAGGGUAGCGAACAGUGAACGUGUUAAAAAAUCAUGUAAAAAGACAAGCAUCAAACGUUAGAACCAACGAUGGAUGUUGCAUAGACUGAGAAUCUUCGCCUUUAACCCUUUGCGAUUGUAACAUAACCCGUUGGUAGAAAUUGUUUUUAGCGACACGAGUUCCCAAUCUUUUUAUACGCAAAUAGGAUUAAAUAAAAAAAGUAUCAAAUGGGAA